CGCUCACCAACACAGUUCAUUGUUGGCUGCUGUGGCUUUUUAAACGGGCGAACUUCCAUCUAAACAACUGUGUUUUAUUAAUGAAAAAAUGAGAAGGAGAAACAGUAGUAACGCCAGCAGGAGAGGCUCAACUAUUAGAAGACGGAGUGAGAAUUUACGUUUUGAUGAAUUCGGCUUUGCUCUUACUAAACGAAAGGACCGAAAACUUCAUCAUCGAUGUCAUGAUUACAGCUACUCCCAGCUGAGCUCAGUGAGGGUGAAAGAGCUGUGUGAGCUGCUCAGCUACUGGAAUGGAGCCAGUUUUAUUUGCAGGAGCCAGAUUGAGCGGUUUAUCAGGAUGGGUAUCCCUCCAAGUCUACGAGGGAGAGUGUGGAAGUGUCUUCUCACCAUCGACGGUCUGAGAGAAACCAGUGACUUCAACUACCAGAAGUGUUUGUUAGAGGUGCGAGGGCCCCUGGUGGAUUUGGGAGUCAGUGAGUAUGGCAUCCUGUCGGCAAUCACCACACUGAGCGAAACCCAAAACGAUUUGGAUUUGAACCAUCAGCAGUCCUCAAACUGCCCCGAGCCCAGAUACUCUGUAGACGACAUCACACUCUUCAGACAGAUCGCCCUCGACCUACAGCGUUCCUUCCCAACCCAUCGCUCUCUGAUGGGGGAGAGUCCAGAAGCCAUUGAGGGUCAAGCUAAACUCUUCAGGGUCCUCAUCGCAUACGCUAAAUACAGCCCACAGGUUGGAUACAGUCAAGGGAUGUCCUACAUAGCUGCUGUGCUGCUGAUGCAGUUGGGAGAGGAGGAGGCGUUUUGGGCUAUGACGGCCUUGUUGGAUAAACCCAAAUAUCUGGCUGAACUGUUUGACCUCAGCCUAACCAAGGUCCAGCAUCAGGUGAAGAUGUUUGACCAGCUCCUGAAACACAGGAAGCCACAGCUCUCUCAGCACAUGGAGUCAGUGGGAGUCUUAUCAGUCCACUUUGUGAUGCCAUGGUUCCUCACUCUCUUCACUUCCCUGCCCUGCUGGGACUCUGUCCUGGCUGUCUGGGAUCUCAUCAUUCUGCACGGCCUGUCAGCUGUGUUCCGUACUGCUCUGACCAUCAUUGAGCUCCUGGAGCCUCAACUGAUGGACCUGAAUGAUGAGGGGGCUGUGUUACCCCUGCUGUUGAGAGUACCUGUUGAUGUAGCACAGUACACCGUGUUGGUCCCUGCCCUGUGGAAUACUGAGGUCCAAGACUGGGAGCUUAAAUGUAUGAACAGUCUGGUGUUGGACGAGAGCCACCAUGGACCUAAUACAGAACAGGAACUAAAGUCUGCACUGCCAACCCAAGUCAACGGAGGUGAAGAAAAGGAAAAUGUGCCAACGCCUUCUCAAGGAGAAAAGACAACUGAGAAAGACUCAGUUACCGGAGCUAAAAGUGUACUGACCCGGGUGAUGCGCCUGGCCCAGCGAUACCUGUUGGACCCAAUGGGGAGACAGAGGGCAGAAGUUAAGGGUCCUCAAACACAGGCCAAGCCAAGACAGCGUAGUCCUGCACCUGGACGGGUGUUCAAGAGUCGGACCUCGACUUCACUAACUCAAACUCAGAUCAGAUCAAGGAGGCGGAGCCAGCAAAGAGGUGUGGCACAGCAGCCAGUAGUCCAGGGGAGCAGUGGUGAUGUCACUGUGGCCCCCGUCACUGCGGCCCCCGUCACUGCAACAGAUACAGCUGUGAAAUAUGACAGAGCAGAGCAAACCUUCAAAAGGGCAGGUACAGGACCUGUUGGCAAGGUGGCCGGUCGCCGUAGCAACCACAGCCUCAUCCAGCCAUCCAUCAGGCUCAAGUCCCUUCGUCUUCUACGAAACAGCAAGAACCAGCGUAGCCAGACCCCUCCCUCCUCCUCUAUCCUCCCCUCAUCGCUACGUUCUUCUACACUUCCUCCGUCUUCUUCCAUCCCGUCUUCAAGUCCUCCAUCACCCAGUGCUCCUCGAAACGAGGAUCAGCAACAGCAGCAAGACACACCCAGGACAGCUCUCAUCAAGGAGUUGACCAGCAGACAUCAGACCAGUGUCCCAUUCAGGAACACCAGAGAGUCUACGCUGAUCUGACACUGAAGAAGAGAAAGGAAGAUGACGGAACAAGUGAAGUAAAAAAAAUGCACUAAAUGUUUACAUUACAUACAAAACCACAACAGUUAGUUAUGUAAAUCAGAUGAUCUUGUUUGUUUGUCUGGGACAAAUAGGCUAACUACCUUACAUAAAGACCUAAUUAGAUUGCUGCAUAUGUCAUGUGGGGGCCCCUGUGCAGGGUCCAUACCAGCAUGAUCAUCUGGAGUUGCUGCUUAGAUCCUGUAGAGCUGUAAAACCAGAUUUCCACUAGAGUAUUAAACUAGAGUAUCUUUAUACUGCUUAUGUUUUUAAUAUAUUGUAUGAGCGCAUGCAUGUGCAUGUAGCCCACAUCUUUUUUGAUACUACUGUGCGCUGCACUGAUGUUGUUUAUUUUUCCAGUUGGAACAUAAAUGCUUAACCAUGACUCUGUUUUUAUUGUCUUACACAGUUCGCACUAAUAAAAUAUUGAUAAUUCUUUUUAA
Messenger RNA from Centropristis striata (black sea bass), 2559 nucleotides. RefSeq names its product carabin. The record is from RefSeq and is a predicted model, not a curated record. The transcript has 15 exons. Bases 89 to 2077 code for a protein of 662 amino acids. NCBI's taxonomy places the organism in Eukaryota, Metazoa, Chordata, Actinopteri, Perciformes, Serranidae.